AUGAGCUUGAAAGAAGUAUUCGAACAACAUCCAUGGAGGUCAUUUAAGAAGUUCAAUGAAGCUGCAAAGAGUUCGGGAUUUACUAACAGAGCUGAAGUUAAAAAGUUCUUUGACAAAAAUGUUGUACAUCAAACAAAAAUAAACCCUUACGACUACUUUUUACCAAUUUACUCCAACACUCCUGACGCAUACCAAUUUGACACUCUCAUUCAAAGCAGAAAAGGAGGACAUAAACCAUUCCUCAUCUUCAUAAAUGUUAACACUCGUGAAGUGUUAAGAGUUUUACAAAAGUUUGUAGCAGAACAUAACCCAAGUACUUUAACAUCAGACCAAGACAGUGCAUACCUCAGCAACGAAAUCACAGAAUUUCUCAUUAAGCAUAACAUAACUCACUACACUACUGAAGACCAUAACCAUAACAUACUCGGCAUCAUAAACCGCUUCAUAAGAACGCUCAGAGAUUUAAAUCAAGAGCGAGACUUUACCGAAGAAACAAUGAAACAUUUUCUCGAAGUAUAUAAUUCCUCAACACAUUCUACAACAGGACAUACACCAAAUUCAAUGACACAACAACAAGAAGAAAAGUAUGUACAAAAGAAACGAAGCCAAACACAAAAUAUCAGAAAUUCAACACAAUUUACCCUCAUUCCUGGUACAAAAGUUCGUGUAGUUCUUGACGACAAACCGUUGACAAAGAAACGUUUAAGGUUAAGUCGAAAUUAUUAUAUCGUAGACUCUACGCAAGGUAAUGGAUAUCUUAUAAAAGCUGCUGACGACUCCAUAGCAUUUUACCCUCGUCAUAAAUUAGUCGAAAGUAGUAAUGGCAAACUUGCUGAAACCAUUGACGAAGCAAAGCGAGGAGUGGUUAUUGAAAUACUUGGCUAUAACACAAACGAUGACACUUAUAAAGUAAGAUAUGAAGGAGGCGUUGAAGAUGUUAUACCAUCUAAGAACUUGAGAGAAUCUAAACCAACACAUCUGGGACCAUUAGAGCGGGAGUACUGGAAAGACAAAAAUAUGCCAGAAAGAAUAAGAAAAUUCUUCUAA
This is a messenger RNA of Trichomonas vaginalis G3, 1047 nucleotides long. Its product is annotated as integrase core domain containing protein family. The coding region runs from base 1 to 1047 and encodes 348 amino acids. NCBI's taxonomy places the organism in Eukaryota, Parabasalia, Trichomonadida, Trichomonadidae. Gene Ontology annotation, molecular function: nucleic acid binding. The record is from RefSeq and is a predicted model, not a curated record. The transcript has a single exon. Gene Ontology annotation, biological process: DNA integration.